Molecule: messenger RNA, 2819 nt
Organism: Cyprinodon tularosa
Lineage: Eukaryota; Metazoa; Chordata; Actinopteri; Cyprinodontiformes; Cyprinodontidae
Gene: rbck1
Product: RanBP-type and C3HC4-type zinc finger containing 1
Exons: 12
Coding region: 246-1796 (516 amino acids)
Biological process (GO): proteasome-mediated ubiquitin-dependent protein catabolic process; protein linear polyubiquitination; positive regulation of canonical NF-kappaB signal transduction
Cellular component (GO): LUBAC complex
Molecular function (GO): ubiquitin binding; ubiquitin-protein transferase activity
Source: RefSeq, a predicted model, not a curated record
AUGUGCGGUUUCACUUUCUAUUCCGAUGACAGCCGCUCUACAGGGAGGGAAGAGUAGAGACGAACUAAUCUGUGUAAACCCAAUAUUUACUCCUUGUUUGACUCAAACGAACAAUGUUGUAUGUUUAAGUGGAACAACCGAAGAGCAUUUUGGACGGAGAGUUAAUCAACCAUAAAGGUUGUCAACAGAAAGUUUCUGUUUGGUGCCAUUUGUGAACUUUGCGUCAUUCAUGCGUCUAAGACACAAUGGCUUCUGAAGUUUUACCGAAAGGGAACCUGAAAGAAGCUGAGGAGCUGGCCCUUUCCCUGGGUGAAGCCAUCAGCAGUGGAGACUCUGAAGAGGCUGCUAAGCUGUGUGAGAAGCUCUCUGCUCUCUCUGUUGCAGUGUCAGUCAGCAUCAAGAACCAUGCAUACCCUCAGGACUCCAUCAGAUUGAUGGUGGGUGUGGAGGAUGCCCAGUCAGAGGACUAUAUUCCAGUGACUCUUGUUGUUUCCUCUGGCAUGAAAAUAUCAGAACUUAAAGAAAAGAUCAGCCAGGACUUUGGGUUCCACCCAACACUCCAGCGCUGGGUCAUCGGUAAACGCCUAGCCCAGGACCAGGACACGUUAUACAGCCACGGCGUUCGCAAGAGUGGAGAUCAGGCUUUCCUGUUUAUCCUCUCUGCCGAUGCUGCCCAUCUCACACGGCACCAACACAAUCAGGACCAGGAACAGCAGCGUUUGGCUAGUAUUGUGGAAUCUCUGCAUUCUAUUGAGCUUCAGCCUAGAGGGGUGGGUGUUGCCGAAAAAAGGGCUCCUCCUCCUGUUCCUCCAAAAAACAUUCCUACUCCCAAACCUCCUUUGCCUCCUAAGCCUCAGGUUGGCUGGAACUGUACGCUGUGCACGUUUCUUAACAAACCAACACGUCCUGGCUGUGAGAUUUGUGGAGCGGAAAGGCCACAGGACUAUGAGGUGCCAGACGUCUACGAGCCAGACCAGGAGGAAGUUUUGCGUAUUCAACAGGAACAGCUGGCCUUUCAGCUUUAUGAGGAGGCUCAGGAACUGGAACGUCAGCAGAACUACAUGUACCUCUUGGCCACAGAAGAACAGAACCUCAUCCCUAAUACUACAGAGACAGAUUGCCCUAUCUGCAUGUCUACUCUACAGCCAGGAGAGGGGGUUGUGCUAAGAGAAUGUCUUCACACCUUCUGCAGGGAGUGUCUCGCAGGGACAGUCAUAAACAGCCAGGAUGCGGAGGUGUGCUGUGCAGAUACGGAUUGUGAGAGCAAGUUAUUGGACAGAGAGAUAAAAGAGCUGCUUACAGAGGAGGAGCACCAGCGUUUUCUAGAGCUGCGUUUGAACAUCGCAGAGAGCCGCUCCGAGCACAGCUUCCACUGUCAGACCCCCAACUGUCGAGGGUGGUGCAUCUACGAGGAUGAUGUCAAUGAGUUCCAGUGCGACCUCUGCAAUGAGACCAAUUGCCUUCUUUGCCGAGCGAUUCACAAGGACAUGAACUGUAAGGACUAUCAGGAUGACCUGCGCGUCCGAGCUGAGAACGAUCAAGCAGCUCAGCAGACCAAGCAGAUGUUGGAGAACAUGCUGCAGAAUGGAGAAGCCAUGAAAUGCCCAAGGUGUGACAUCAUCGUCCAGAAAAAAGAUGGCUGCGAUUGGAUCUGUUGUCUGAUGUGCAAGACGGAAAUCUGCUGGGUCACUAAACAAGCUCGAUGGGGACCAAAUGGACAUGGCGAUACAUCCGGUGGUUGUAAAUGCCGGGUCAACAACAUGGCUUGUCAUCCCAACUGCCAAAACUGCCACUGAAGCAAAAAAAGCACUUAUUAGUUCAACACGACUCAGCCUUAACACUGUGAACUAUUUGGAUUGUAUUAAGCAGCGGAUCCGCAUUACUGCAUUACAUUUUUAUACACAUUAUUAACUAUGAUGGCACACUAACCAUUGUAGGGAAAGGGAAAUGGCAUGCAUCUAUCUACAGCUAAAGAUGCUAACUGUCAAGACCAUGAAAAAUACCUCACUGAGAGUUCCUUCAUUAUCAUACUUUUGAUGAUCAGUCAUGUGUUGUAAGAUUUAACUUUCAGCUGUUUCAUUUAAAACUAUUCCCUCCAAUAACCAGUUUUUGUGCAAACAAAAGGUAAAAAAAAAACCCACAUCUAAACAGACUCAAUUUAGGGACUUUUAUUUAUGUUUCUCCUUUAGUUUUUAAUCAUGGCAUAUAAUAUAAUCAAAGAUUGACUAGGAUGAAAGUAUUUAAAAUUGUAAGUGGUGAACAUUGGGGGGGGGUCAUUCUACUGUGCAGACCGAGGUGAAGGAUGCUGUUUACAUUGGUUACUUUAAUUGCAUUUAUUCAUAGUGCAUAUAACUUGUUUGAUUGCACUUAGGGACUUUUAAGUUUAAGGUGGUCUUCAAUUGUUUAGAUGAUCAGCAAUGACAACGAGUUUCAUAAGAUCCAAUCUCUUCAUUUCUUUAGUGUUCAAACCUGAAGAUCUGAAAGAAAUGUAUUGCACAUUGUGUCAUGUAUCCUUAAAAGGUGUUUAAUUGAAGUCUCUUUGAUUUGUCUUGUAUUUACUCAGGAAUCAUUGUAUUUUUUUUAGAGUGAUGCUUAGAAUGAUAUUAGUUAAAAUCUAAACUCUUAAGUGUUGGUUAAGCUUGGUUGGGUGGGUUUUGUGUUCUCACAGCUUAACUGAAGAACAGUGCUGCCUUUGAACUUACCUUUACAUUUUGCAACAGCAUUUAAAAAUGUCUGCGAUGUUUAUGUUGUAAAAAUGUUCUCAUCCAGUAUGGGGACAUUGCAAAAUUAAUUCUAAUAAACUGCUAUCACUUUGAGAA